This is a messenger RNA of Phialemonium atrogriseum, 2637 nucleotides long. RefSeq names its product high-temperature-induced dauer-formation protein-domain-containing protein. The coding region runs from base 1 to 2637 and encodes 878 amino acids. Gene Ontology annotation, cellular component: Golgi medial cisterna; membrane; Golgi trans cisterna. The record is from RefSeq and is a predicted model, not a curated record. The transcript has 4 exons. Lineage: Eukaryota; Fungi; Ascomycota; Sordariomycetes; Cephalothecales; Cephalothecaceae.
AUGGGUGCAAGUGAUUCGAAGCUUGUCUUCAAGAAAGGCAUCUUCAGACUAUCUGAAGAGAGGCACAUUCCCGCAGACGAAAGCUACUGGACUUCGUUUUGGGAACUACCAGAGUCUUCUGAAGACAUCUUCAGUCUCUUUACCCCAGCAGAUAUUCGGCGGACUCGCGACAAUGCCCUGGAAAACCUGGAAACAUUAGUCCUCGCCGUGACGUCCCGGCUGUUCAUCCUUCGCCAUCACCCCUCUUUCCCCGACCCUGAGCUCGCCCCCGAGCGGGAUGCGCUGAACUGCGUUCGAGUUCUUACUCGGAUCCUCCCCUACAUCUACGAGAAGGAGUCACUGCAGCCAUGGGAAGAGCGGUUCUUCUGGGGCGCGCGGAGGAAACGCACCAGGAAGUCAUCUAUCACCCCCGAAGUCUUCUUCGACGAGGCCCAAGAGGCGCAAGACGUCCAACAGAAAACAACAACCGAUGAAUUUGAAGAUGCCAAACCGUUGGCCGAGGAGCUCAUAGACACCCUCAUUGAUCUCCUCUUCUUCUCCGACCUGACUGUCCCAAAGCAGCCGCCUGGCAAGCCCAAGGUCAGCUAUGCGAUAUGGCAAAGCGGCAUCGGAUGCAACACCGCGGUCCCGACAACAAAGGAGUACGAGAGCAACCGGUGCGAGAUCAUCCGCCUGCUCUUGACGCUGGCCAGCCAGAGCAUGUACACAUCCCCGAGCAUCCUCCCACAACGGGGCAUCAAGGCCCUCACCUACAUCUGCACAUGUCCAGAUAAGCAGGUCGUCCUCUCACUCCUCUGCUCGCUAUUAAAUACGACUCUCAAAUACAACCCAGCGAGUUGGAGGGUGCCAUACAAUACCCUCGUCUUCAAGGAUCCAAAAGAGAUCUUGACCACGUAUACCCUCCAGUUCCUGUUGGUCAUCCUUCUGUACCCUAUACCGGAGCAAAACGGAGAACCUCCGCAGAAGAACUACUACCGCCACUUCUUUGGGCGGUUGCAUCGACCGCAAGACUUCCAGUUCAUGGUCGACGGCAUGACAAGGACCUUGAACCAACCACUGCACGUCAAUGCCUCGUAUAUUCCUGGCACGCAGUCAUUCGUCAAGUUCGCUCCCGAGAUUCUCAUGUUGUUUUGGGAGGUCACGCAGUGCAAUAAACGCUUCCGGUCCUUCAUCAUAGACACGGAGAGGGCUCACGAUUUCGUCAUACUCCUUCUGUUCUACGCCCUCGAGUAUAAGGGCGAUGCGUCGAAGCAAGGGGUUGUGAGGAUGUGCGCCUUCCUCUUGCAGACACUGAGCGUCGAGAAGAACUUUGGGGUGAACCUGAACAAGAAAUUCAAAGCCCAGGAUACCCUUCCGCCAGCUAUCAGGAUUGUAGGAUUUCGAGGCUCCUAUGCUGAUUUCCUGAUACAUUCGAUAUACAAUCUCAUCACGACCAGCCAGGGGAAGCUUACUGCCAUAUACCCCGCCCUAUUGGCCGUCAUCAACAACAUCGCUGCCUAUUUGGAAGGGUUGAGUGCGCAAACUUGCUCCAAGAUCAUGCAGCUUUUCAACUCUAUGUCUUCGCCGUCCUUCUUAUUGGCCAAUGAAACCAAUCACGAUCUUCUGCGGUCGCUCCUUGAAUCCAUGAACUCGAUUGUUGAGCAUCAGUAUAAGAAAAAUCCCGAGUUUGUUUAUGCGAUCCUUAGGAAUCGAAAACGAUUCGAAGCCUUGCGCUCUUUCACCCUGGAAAGCGGGCAAGAAGAGAUCGAGAAGCGCAACCGACGGAGGAAGGAGUCCGGCAGGCCCUUGGAUCCUCUCGAACCUACAUCUACUCGCAGCUCAGUAGAGAGCCUCCGAAGCACUACCGCGCCUCAGCCAAUGACGCCAACUCUGAGCGAUGUUCCUGAAGAGGAUGGGACUUUUGCCAUUGGAGACGAGGAGGACGACAGCGAUGACGAAGAACGGCCGACGCCAGCGGCAUCCAGCCCGAACGAAAACCCGUCUCGGGCUUCUUCGGUCGCGUCACAAGUAGAGGACGAUGUCCCACGGCAACUCCGUGGGAUGUCGGAGAAGGCUAGGGGCAAGAUGCCAGCGGGUGCGAACAGCUUCUCGCGCCAGAACAGCACGACAAGCCUGGGCAGCAAUUCCGCUGCGGGCCAGUCGCACAUGGGAGCCUUUGAGCCGACGGCACAGUGGAUCGAUAGCUGGCUUCCGGAGCUGCCUCUCCAUACCAUCUUGACGCUGAUUCAGCAGCUCACCGCCCUUAUCCCGCGUCAGGCUAUUGCAUCCGAUGCUCCCCACUCGGAAAUGCUGAGCAAGAUCCAAGAGGUGCGCCUUGUAGGGGUUGAGCCAUCGCCCAUUCGCGUACACUCGUUCGAGUGGUCGCCUCUAGCCCUUGGAUGGUACGAGUCUCUCAUCUGGAGCUUCAUCUUCAGCAGCGAGAUGCAGGUAGCAAAGGGCACAAUCGGCAUCUGGAACGCCACGGCGAUCAAGCUCUUCCGCGUGCAGGAGACCGCGCCCGAGGGCCCUACCUUGACCUCGCCGCGGGGAGCGGUGGAUGCGGUCGGGAGCAAUAUCGUCUCCAGAAUCGGGUCUAUCAACCUUAGAGGUGCACCGGCUCCCGCUAGUGGGGGGGAUACGCCUUCUAGACCCGGCUGA